Molecule: messenger RNA, 2466 nt
Organism: Tarenaya hassleriana
Lineage: Eukaryota; Viridiplantae; Streptophyta; Magnoliopsida; Brassicales; Cleomaceae
Product: protein transport protein SEC24-like
Exons: 14
Coding region: 67-2307 (746 amino acids)
Biological process (GO): COPII-coated vesicle cargo loading; intracellular protein transport; endoplasmic reticulum to Golgi vesicle-mediated transport
Cellular component (GO): endoplasmic reticulum exit site; COPII vesicle coat
Molecular function (GO): SNARE binding; zinc ion binding
Source: RefSeq, a predicted model, not a curated record
ACCCGAUUUUCCCGGAUCCGUUAAACUCUCUAGUAACUACACAGGGAUCAAGUCAAAGAAGCAGCCAUGGCCGUUCAAGCGACGGUAUCGAGGUUUCCGUUCGACGCGGAUGCUCAGGAGGCCUCGGGUUUACCGUGGGGACUGACGGUGACGCCGUUCGCGGCGAAGGACGAGAACGGCGUCGGACCCGCGUACGGAUCCAACGGCCACUUGCUCCCUCGCUGUGAGAACUGUUACGCCUACUUCAAUUCCUACUGCGAACUCGAUCAAUGGGCUUGGAACUGCUCCCUCUGCGGCACUCUCAAUGGUCUCUCCUCUGAAGCCAUCGCUCGCUACUCUCUCCCUCAGUCUAGCCCCGAGAUGAUCUCCUCCUUCAUAGAUCUCGAAUUGCCUCUGGAUGGAUCGGAGGAGGAAAUGACGCAAGCGCGGCCAGUUUAUGUUGCCGCAAUUGAUCUUUCAUCUUCUGAGGAGUUUCUAGAACUGACAAAAAGUGCAUUGCUAGCUGCUUUGGAAGCUCUUAGUCCAGGAGCGCUUUUCGGACUUGCUACAUUCAGCCACAAAAUAGGACUCUAUGAUGUUCAAGGGCCUAUACCUGUUGUAAAGAAUGUAUUUAUCCCCCCAGAUGCCGACAGCAGAUUAUCUCUAGAACUUGAGGAUGUCAUGCCCUUGUUACAAUUUUUAGCUCCGGUUGAAACUUGCAAGGACCGUAUUGCUGCUGCUCUUGAGACACUGAGACCAAUAUCUUCAUGGGAAAGAUCAGCUGGAGCAGCUCAAGGACUGGACGGUGUAUUGAUGGGUGGUAGAGGUUUCGGAACAGCAAUGGAAGCCCUCUUCAACUACCUUGGAUCAGAAUACGGGAAUACAUUUGCAUUAGCUAGAGUGUUCGCUUUCCUAUCUGGUCCUCCUGAUUAUGGGCGUGGACAGCUGGACACAGGUAGAUAUGGAGAACAGUAUGCAAGUAAAAGGGUGGAUGCAGAUCGUGCUCUGCUUCCUGAGCAAACGCCGUUCUACAAAGACCUAGCUACUGUUGCUGUCCAAUCAGGUGUAUGCGUAGACAUAUUUGCAGUUACAAAUGAGUACACAGAUCUAGCAUCGCUGAAGUUCCUUAGUAUCGAAAGUGGCGGCUCACUAUUUUUGUAUUCAAGCACUGAUGAUUCAACCCUUCCCCAGGACAUGUUUCGGAUGCUUAGCCGGCCAUAUGCUUUCAAUUGUGUGUUGAGAUUGAGGGCAUCGACUGAAUUCCAACCUGGCCACUCUUAUGGUCACUUCUUUCCUGAUCCGCAGUAUGCGAAUGUACAACAUAUAAUCUGCUGCGACUCGUAUGCAACAUAUGCUUAUGACUUCGAUUUUGCAAAUAACACUGGAUUUUCCAGAGAUUCCGGGGAGCAACCAGUUGUGCAGAUUGCGUUCCAGUACACAGUAAUGGAGCAGUCAAACUCAGAAAUGGUAUCUUCGAGUAGAAGUAACCACACACUUAAAAGAAGACUAAGGAUAAGAACUGUGCAAUUCGGAACUGCCCGCAACAUCAAUGAACUUUAUGAUAGCGUGGAUCCUGAAGUUGUACUAUUAUUGCUUGUUCACAAGGUAAUUUUAGCCUCUCUGGAUCAAGGAGUACGAGAAGGGAGGGCAUUGCUUCAUGAUUGGCUAGUACUGUUAACAGCACAGUACAACGAUGCCUUUAAACUCGCUCAGUACAAAAACAGAAGCUCGACUAUGACUUCUCAGAUCGAUGUCUCGUUCUCGCAAUGCCCCCAACUUCAGCCUAUGCCUCGCUUAGUGUUUGCCUUGCUCCGGAACCCCCUUCUCCGCUUUCAUGAAGAAGGUGUUCACCCUGAUUUCAGAAUCUACCUGCAAUGCCUAUUCAGUGGCUUGGAACCGAGCUCCCUGCAUCGUGCAAUAUACCCGGCAUUGAUGUCGUACACAACGCCGGAUAAGCAAGCGUAUCCACGGCACUCGUUGAGCAGAGCAGCGCUGAUAACGAGCGGAAGCCCCAUAUUUUUUCUGGAUGCUUAUACCACUUUGAUCGUCUUCUACUCAUCCACAGCUGACCCCUCCCUCCCUUUCCCUCCGCCUCAGGACUGUAUGUUGAGGAAGACGAUAAACAAGAUGAAGAAAGAGAGAAGCAUAACGCCGAGGCUGAUGUUCAUGAGAGGAGGAGAAGACGAUGCAACAGCUUUCGAGAAUUAUCUGAUAGAAGAACAGGACGUCAACGGCAGCAGCGGUUUCGCCAGCGCCAUGGGUUUCGUCUCCUUCCUCGAAGAUGUUACUCAGAGCGUCUCCCAGUACAUGAUGACCGAGGUUAAGUAAAAACACCCAUUACCAAAUGCCCUUCUUUUGAAAAAUUCAGUGACUGACUUUUCAUCUGUUGCAGUGUACUCAUCCCUCGAGUUCACUCUUAUGUUUCGAGAUUCUGUACUAAAAAAAAGUAGAUUUUUUUUUAUAAAUAUAUAAUGAUAUAAUAGCUUA